This is a messenger RNA of Phragmites australis (common reed), 2500 nucleotides long. RefSeq names its product probable zinc metalloprotease EGY3, chloroplastic. Bases 404 to 2170 code for a protein of 588 amino acids. The transcript is spliced from 5 exons. The record is from RefSeq and is a predicted model, not a curated record. Lineage: Eukaryota; Viridiplantae; Streptophyta; Magnoliopsida; Poales; Poaceae.
AGAGGACGAACUCCAUAGUUUCGAGUCGACGGCAUGAAAAUGAGGAAGCCUUCCAAGGCAGGGCCCACACAAUAAGCUCCAAGCCAGCGUGCCCAGCUGCUGCCAAGUGUACGUCUCCCCAGGCCAGUUGGAUAAGCCGGGGCCUCACCUUGGUCUCAACUCCACUCCGUCGUCGCCACUCGCCCCUACUCACUCACAGGCCAGCCACCUCCGACCCAUCGCAUUCUUCACGACUCCUCCGGUCACGCGGCUUCUCAAACCUUCUAGAACUCCCGCCUUCCUUCAUCCUUCCCUCCAUUCCAAACCUUUUUAAGCUCUCCCAUGACGCCUGACCUCCUCAGAUCUCUCAGCAAAACACUAGAGCAAGCUAAGCACGUACGUCAAACUCCACAGCUCGUCGCCAAUGGCGUCUGCUUCUCUCGUGACUUCUCUCUUGUGCAGCAGCAGUGCUUCUACCAGCAGAAGUGCAGCCGUACCAAGAGCGAUCCGGAUCCCUCUCUUCUCCAAGAACCUGUACAAGCCGUCUCUUUGGCCUCUUAGGAGUAGUUCUGUAGUUAGGCGAUCGUUGCAGCAGGAGCAAGAGGAGAGGGCGGACCCGGCGUCCUCCGUAGCUGUAGCCUCCGGCGAGCAGCAGCAGGAGGCGACGGCGUCACAUCAUGUCGGUGGGGAGGAUGACGCGAAGGCAUCGCAUCAUGCUGGAGGAGAGGGAGGCCAAGAAGAAGGCGAUGGUGAGGAGAAGAGGAGGAAGGAGCAGCAGCAGGAGGUGGACUGGAAGUCGGACGAGGAGUUCAAGAAGUUCAUGGGCAACCCGUCUAUCGAGGCCGCCAUCAAGCUGGAGAAGAAGCGCGCCGACAGGAAGCUACGCGAGCUGGACCGCGAGCCCGACGCCAACCCCGUCGCCGGCCUGCUCCGGGGUUUGGCCAAGGACCAGCUGGCCCGCGAGAAGCAGAGGCUGGAGCUGGCGGAGCAGACCUUCAAGGCCCUUGACCUCAACAAGCUGAAGAGCUGUUUCGGGUACGACACGUUCUUCGCGGUGGACGUCCGGAGGUUCGGCGACGGCGGGAUCUUCAUCGGGAACCUGAGGAAGCCUGUGGAGGAGGUCCGGCCCAAGCUGGAGAAGAAGAUCGCCGAGGCGGCCGGAACAGAGGUCACCCUCUGGUUCAUGGAGGAGAAGAACGACGACAUCACGAAGCAGGUCUGCAUGGUUCAGCCCAAGGCAGAGAUUGAUCUCCAGCUCGAGAUCACUAAGCUGAGCACGCCGUGGGGCUACCUGAGCGCUGUGGCGUUGGCGGUCACGACCUUCGGGACGAUUGCCAUCAUGAGCGGCUUCUUCCUCAAACCCGGCGCGACGUUCGACGACUACGUCUCCAACGUGCUCCCGCUGUUCGGCGGCUUCCUCUCCAUACUCGGCGUCUCUGAGAUCGCGACGAGGCUGACCGCUGCGAAAUACGGCGUGAAGCUGAGCCCGUCGUUCCUCGUGCCGUCGAACUGGACGGGCUGCCUUGGCGUGAUGAACAAUUACGAGUCGUUGCUGCCCAACAAGAAGGCCCUCUUCGACAUCCCGGUCGCGCGCACGGCCAGCGCGUACAUCACGUCGCUCGUGCUGGCGGUCUCGGCGUUCAUCGCCGACGGUAGCUUCAACGGCGGCGAGAACGCCCUGUUCGUGCGGCCGGAGUUCUUCUACAACAACCCUUUGCUGUCGUUCGUGCAGGUGGUGAUCGGCCCCUACGCCGACGAGCUGGGGAACGUGCUCCCCAACGCGGUGGAGGGCGUGGGCGUCCCCGUGGACCCGCUGGCGUUCGCGGGGCUCCUGGGCAUCGUGGUGACGUCGCUGAACCUUCUGCCGAUCGGACGGCUGGAGGGCGGCCGGAUCGCGCAGGCGCUGUUCGGGCGGGGCACUGCGGCGCUGCUGUCGGUCGGCACGUCGCUGCUGCUGGGCGUGGGCGCCAUCUGUGGCAGCGUGCUGUGCCUGGCGUGGGGUCUCUUCGCCACCUUCAUCCGCGGCGGGGAGGAGAUCCCCGCGCAGGACGAGAUCACGCCGCUCGGAAGCGACCGGUACGCGUGGGGGUUCGUGCUCGCCGUCGUCUGCCUCCUCACGCUCUUCCCCAACGGCGGCGGCACAUACUCCAGCUCCUUCCUCGGCGAGCCGUUCUUCAGAGGCGGAAUCUAGACGCUGCGCCGUCGCAUGGUCGUGGCGUAGGAAGAACUCAGAGGAGUUGUAGGAGGGAUCUUGUACAGUUUCGUACGCUCGGAUUGCUCUCCUUCGAUUCGUGUUCAGUGUGGCCGUAGUCACUCAACUAACCACUAUGCAAUCUCCAUGCCAAGAUCGAUAUAGAAGCACUUCCUGCGAUAUAUUUUACAGAUAGUAUUGCCAGGGGACAAGGCGCCUUCAGGAACCUAGGAAGUUCACAUGAAUUUGAUCAGUUUCACAUAAGAGUUUUCAAUUUCUAUAGGAAACAUACAAAUUCUUAAUUUUAAAAUGGGUCUAAACAGUGCUAUA